Messenger RNA from Culex pipiens pallens (northern house mosquito), 1478 nucleotides. RefSeq names its product saccharopine dehydrogenase-like oxidoreductase. Gene Ontology annotation, biological process: glycolipid biosynthetic process. The record is from RefSeq and is a predicted model, not a curated record. Gene Ontology annotation, cellular component: plasma membrane; lipid droplet; mitochondrion. Bases 153 to 1433 code for a protein of 426 amino acids. NCBI's taxonomy places the organism in Eukaryota, Metazoa, Arthropoda, Insecta, Diptera, Culicidae. The transcript has 4 exons.
UCAGAGCAAUAAAACACUUUGAAGCCGGUUUUCAUCGCGAGUGCACGUACUUUUUUGGCUGUCACAAAAAAAGUGAUUUUUGUUGCUUUUUAAGUAACAAAAAAAGCAUUUGAAGUGUAUUUGGUGUAAAGUGUGAUCAUUAAUAUUUAAACAUGUCCAUAGCUCGCAAGUUGGACGUGGUAAUCUUCGGUGCAACCGGCUUCACCGGCAAGUACACAAUCCUCGAGGGCGUCAAAAUCUUGGCCGGACUACGAUGGGGCGUGGCCGGUCGCAGCCGGCCUAAGCUGGAAGCUACCCUGGCGGAAAUUGGCCAAAAGGCCGGCCAAGAUCUGUCCCAGACGCCGAUCGUGCUGGCGGAACUGGACAACGAGCGGUCGCUGGUGCAGAUGGCCAGCGAGUGCCGCGUCGUGGUCAACUGCUGUGGACCGUACCGGUUGUACGGGGAGCCGGUGCUGAAGGCUUGCCUCGAAGCCGGAACGCACCACGUGGACGUUAGCGGGGAGCCGCAGUUUUUGGAGGGCAUGCAGCUCAAGUACCACGAGCAGGCCAAGGAAAAGGGCGUUUAUCUGAUUUCGGCCUGCGGGUUCGACAGCAUUCCGGCGGACAUGGGAACCGUUUUUCUGGAGCAGCAGUUUGGCGAGGGGGUGGUUAAUUCGGUGGAGAGUUAUAUUUCCAGCAAGGUCACCGGAAGGCGGGAACUUGGGGGAAUCCAUUACGGGACGUGGGCUUCUGCGGUUCACGCCAUAGCUAAUAUGCGCGAGGUUGGCCAGAUUCGGCGGGAGCUGUUCCGAACGAAGCUGCCCGAGGUGGAACCGAAGCUGAAGGAGCGGCCGGCACUGCACAAGUCCAGCGGUGGCAAGUGGUCGCUGCCGUUCAUGGGUGCCGAUCGGUCCUGUGUGAUGAGGACGCAGCGGUUCUUCUACGAAACGGAAGGCAAACGACCGCUCCAGAUGAGGGCGUACAUUUCGUUUAGUGGCCUCGUUGAGGUCUUUGCCAUCUCGUUCAUCGGGGCCAUCUUCUGGCUGUUGGUGAAAACCACCACCGGCCAGAACCUGCUGCUGAACCAUCCGCGCCUUUUCUCGCUCGGACUGGUGUCCCAUGAGGGCCCGUCGGACGAGGCCGCUAAAAAUACGCAUUUCGCGAUGCAUUUCGAGGGACGCGGUUGGGAGGAAAAAUUGGCCAGCCCGGAGGAAAAGUACCCGUAUCCUCCGAACAAGGUCAUCCGGACGAAGGUUACCGGAACGAAUCCGGGGUACGGGGCCACCUGCGUGGCGUUGCUGCUGUCGGCGAGGACGAUCCUGCAGGAGGCGGACAAGAUGCCCGGAAGUGGUGGAUUCCUUACGCCCGGAGCUGCCUUCGCCAAGACCAACCUCAUUCCGGAGUUGUGCAAGAACGGGUUCACCUUUGAGGUGGUGUCCAAAGCCAAACUCUAAACUUAGUUUAGGAAUUUUAUAAUUGCAACGGGUUCUUCUCCACAA